Molecule: messenger RNA, 818 nt
Organism: Rhizopus microsporus ATCC 52813
Lineage: Eukaryota; Fungi; Mucoromycota; Mucoromycetes; Mucorales; Rhizopodaceae
Exons: 3
Coding region: 1-465 (154 amino acids)
Source: RefSeq, a predicted model, not a curated record
AUGGAUACAAAUAACGUGGAGACUGAAAAUAAUAAUCUAAAAGUGUACCUCUGUAUUGCCGUAUUUGACCCAAAACCGGCGUUUGAAAUCCCGUUGUGUCUCUCAUGCGCGCACUGUGGGGAAUUUCCGUUCUGUACUUUAAUUUCCAAUUCCGAGCUUUUCUCCCUUCUUCUUUUUCUUUAUAAUCUUCAAAUGGGUGAACAGCAAAUGACGCCAAGCGAACAGUUUCUAGCGAAAAGAUGGUUUAUUAUUGGCGCUUAUCAAUCAGGAGCAACAGAUAAAGUUAUUAGUAAUAUGGUUGGACUCAGUUCAGCAUCUGUCCAUAAUGUCAUCACUCAGUUCAAGAGAACUGGCUCUCCGGUUCGUAAAAGGUUACACUUGAAUGAAAAAGCUAUUGGAUAUGAUGACCUUGGUCGUAUCAUUGAUAGUGAUAACGAAUUAGGAGUAAAAAUUUCAAUUACGUAAAAUAGUGAGAGGGGUCUGUAGUAACAAUAACCUUGUGAUUUUUUUAGGAAAAUGAAUAUAAUGAAGUCAAAACUAAAAAGACAAGGCCAAAGAGACCUUCUGCCAAAGAUGUGAUAAACUAUGUACUUCAUAAAGCACAACAACAUCAGCAACAUCAACAACAACAUGCAGAAGAAAGAGCCAUCAUGGCAGAAGAAGAGAAGAUAAGCAUAAAACAGGAAGAAGAAGACGAUAAACAAGAGAUGAUGCUAUACCAAAACAAAUGGAGGCCACCUACACCACCUUAUCAUCACACUCAACAAAAAGGACAAUCAUUUGAUAAUAGUAGUACAACGCUCCUUUCACCGCCCUUA